Aspergillus versicolor CBS 583.65 is the source of this 838-nucleotide messenger RNA. RefSeq names its product ribosomal protein P2. The record is from RefSeq and is a predicted model, not a curated record. The transcript has 2 exons. Lineage: Eukaryota; Fungi; Ascomycota; Eurotiomycetes; Eurotiales; Aspergillaceae. Gene Ontology annotation, molecular function: structural constituent of ribosome. Bases 246 to 590 code for a protein of 114 amino acids. Gene Ontology annotation, cellular component: cytosolic large ribosomal subunit; ribosome. Gene Ontology annotation, biological process: cytoplasmic translational elongation.
GGGAUGUUGUGGUGGCUUACACUGACUCGGAAGCCCUAAUCCAUGACUCACGGAGCAGGCACCAGUGAGUCAAAGACCCUCCAAAUUAAAUCAUCCCAUCUAUUCACAUAGUCAAGAAAUCAGUAAAUAUCAUAGAAUAUAUAUAAAUUCACUAAACAUAGAAUAUAGCUUCUCUGCAAUGAAACAAGAAUAACCCCCAUCUUUACAGCACAAACUCUCUACAAACCAAACCUAUCGAUCUCCCCAUGAAGCACCUCGCCGCAUACCUCCUCCUCGCCCUCGGCGGGAACAGCGAACCCUCAGGGGAAGACAUCAAGGAGGUUCUCGCCUCGGUCGGUAUAUACGCUGACGAAAGCCGUCUAGGCCAGCUCUUGGACGAGUUACGCGGGCGCGAUAUCAACGAGUUGAUCGCCGAGGGCACGUCCAAGCUCGCUACAAUCGGGUCUAACGCCAGUGGAGGGGGCGAUAACGUCCCAGAUACUGAGAAAGGUGCAGAUGAUGGAUCUGGGUCGGCGAAUGGGGGAAGUGACGCGGAUGGAGAUGAGGAUGAGGAUGAGGAUGGCGACUUUGGAUUGGGAUUGUUUGAGUGAUGUGGUAGAUAGGAGAAAUGGUAGACAAUGGACAAAGCUAUCAUUGAUACUUCACUGGCAGAUAUACCAAGUUCCAGUUGGACUCUACCAAGACCCCAAGAACGAGUAACCAGCCUUCCCCGUGGCUGUCCGCUCACUUCAAUCCACAUAGACGCAAGGCAAGGGAAUUUAUUACUUGGAGGGGAGCUUCGGUCCGUUCCCGACAUUACUAUGUUCUAAAUACCUAGCAUAUACCUACGCGGUUUUAC